Durotheca rogersii is the source of this 924-nucleotide messenger RNA. RefSeq names its product acid phosphatase/Vanadium-dependent haloperoxidase. Bases 1 to 924 code for a protein of 307 amino acids. The transcript has 2 exons. Gene Ontology annotation, molecular function: phosphatidate phosphatase activity. Gene Ontology annotation, biological process: phospholipid metabolic process. The record is from RefSeq and is a predicted model, not a curated record. Lineage: Eukaryota; Fungi; Ascomycota; Sordariomycetes; Xylariales; Xylariaceae.
AUGACACCGCGGGAAGAUGCCGCUCGGGAAGGGGGCGUCUUAGGCGUUCUCGCGAGGUUCUGGUUUCAUUCCUAUGCCCCCGACUAUAUCGGCUUCGUCAGCCUGCUUACGGCCUACCUCCUAAUCCAACUCCUAGUCGAACCGUUCCACCGCAUGUUCUUCAUCAACAACUUAAACAUUGGCUUCCCUCAUGCGGAGGUUGAGCGGGUUCCCGUAUGGUUGAACUUCGUCUACGCCCUCUUUGUGCCGCUCGGCAUAGUAUUACUUUACAACAGCUUCACCCGAGCGACUUUCCAUAAGCACCACAGCACCGUGUUGGGUCUCGCUGUCGCUCUCAUCCUGAGUUCGUUCCUAACCGAUGUUGUCAAAAAUACGGUCGGCCGUCCUAGGCCAGACCUCAUUUCUAGAUGUAAGCCUGCGCCGGGCACCAUGCCUGACACGUUGGUCACAAUCGACGUCUGUACCGAAACCGACCACCAUACUCUUCACGACGGUUGGCGAUCUUUCCCUUCGGGACACUCUAGCUUCUCGUUCAGCGGCCUCGGGUAUCUGGCCUGUUUUCUAGCCGGCCAGCUGCGGGUCUUCCGUGACAGGAAGGAUCUCGGCCGGUCGUUGGUCUGUAUAGCGCCUCUUCUCGGGGCAACCCUGAUAGCCAUCAGCCGCUGCGAAGACUACCGCCAUGACGUAUACGAUGUCUGUGCGGGAUCGGCAUUAGGAUUUACCGUCGGGGUCUUCAGCUACCGUAGGUACUGGCCGAGACUGGGCAGUCGGGAGUGCGAUGAACCGUACCCGGCACCGGGGACGGGGUCGGCGGAUAAGGAUGGAUGGCGGAGAAUUCGGGAUGAGGAGGAAGGCAGCCUGCCCGCGGGACGAAUCGCCGGGUAUGAGAUGGCCAGCACAACGACGGAUGAUGAGGGAUCAUAG